CAAGCUUGACUGACGUUUCGGUAUAAUGCAUAAGAUUAUGAAACCAUUGUGUAUCUGACAUCUUUCAUAUAUCCACGCUUAUCUUUUCUUUUUUGAAGAAAUCCAUGGAAGCUAUUACCUCAGAAAUUCUCAUUUCUUUCUUUUUUCUAUCUGUCAUGGCAUUCUUACAAGGGAUUGAAGCAUCUCAAAAUGCUUGCACAGAAUCCAUGUGUUCUGAUAAUGCCCCGGCUAUCCACGUCCCAUUCCGCCUCAGAUAUCAUGACCAGUCUACAGUUCUUGAUGAGCAGCAGAGUGUACUAGCAAAAUUCUAUGUCAAACACAUUGAUUAUAUCCAUCAAAGCAUCGAAGUACACUCUAGCAACCCCUAUGUCGACUGCCUGUUGCUAAAGCCUUUCGAAAUGCCAAUUUUCCCCUUCUCCUUGUACGUCUCAGAAAUGAAUUACUUAGAUAACUUUACCUUGUUACGUUGUCCUACUGAAUUUGAAAUAGAUACAUGGGGCGAAGUCCGGUGCCUUAGUCACUCAGCUGCCUACAGAAUUAAGAUCUUUUAUUCUGACUAUUCAGUAGUCGAUGAGGCACCGUUCAUACAGUCUUGUACAAAGAUGUAUGAUGUUCUAUCAUUUCCAUCCGACGGUACAAGCUACUUAUAUUUCAAUUGGUCAACACCAAAUUGUACAGAAUGUGAAGCAAGGGGUAAGAGGUGUAGAUUCAACAGCAAUGGCACCAAAAGUGGAAUUGAAUGUACUGACUUGGGAAAACUAAGCACAACAAGAACAAACUUCGAGGCUACAGGUACAAUGCUGCUGUUCGUGAUUCUGUUACUAAUGCCUUUUUCGGUCUUCUGUGUCUACGGCUGGGAUAUCAAGGAAAAGGAAAAUCAGUUACGAAUUGAAAGGUUUUUAGAGGAUUACAAAGCUCUCAAGCCAAGUAGAUAUUCUUAUGCGGAUAUUAAGAGAAUUACAAAUCAUUUCAAGCACAAGAUCGGUGAAGGAGCCUAUGGAACUGUUUUCAAAGGAAAACUUUCUUCGGAAGUCUUUGUUGCUGUAAAAGUCCUUAACAAUUCAAAGGGGGACGGAGAAGAGUUCAUAAAUGAAGUGGGAACAAUGGGUCGUAUCCACCAUGUCAAUGUGGUUCGCUUGGUUGGCUUCUGCGCUGAUGGAUUUAGACGCGCUCUGGUGUACGAGUUCUCGCCCAAUGGCGCACUACAUGAAUUCAUUUCCUCAGCAGAUAAUAAGAAUGGUUUUCUUGGUUGGAAUAAGUAUCUAGAUAUUUCUAUAGGAAUAGCAAAAGGAAUUGAAUAUCUACACCAAGGAUGCGAUCAACGAAUUCUCCAUUUCGACAUCAAACCCCACAAUGUUUUGCUUGACCAUAACUUGACUCCGAAAAUUUCUGAUUUUGGUUUGUCAAAGUUAUGUGCCAAGGAUCAAAGUAUAGUGUCAAUGACUACUGCUAGGGGGACAAUUGGAUACAUUGCACCGGAAGUGUUCUCCAGGAAUUUCGGGAAUGUAUCUUAUAAGUCAGAUGUCUAUAGUUUUGGAAUGUUGUUGCUUGAGAUUGUAGGGGGGAGGAACAAUAAGGGUGCAGAUCAGGACUCCAGUAAUGACGUUUACUACCCAGAAUGGAUUUACAAUCUUCUAGAAGGAGGAGAAGAUGUACGAGUCCGAAUUGAGGAGGAAGGAGAUGCUAGAAUUGCAAAGAAACUUGCAGUUGUUGGGCUUUGGUGCAUCCAAUGGCACCCGGUGGACCGUCCAUCCAUGAAACUAGUUGUCCAAAUGUUGGAAGGAAGAGAAAAUUUAGAAAUGCCUCCCAAUCCUUUUGGCUCUACAGAUCAUACAAGAACAUAUGCAAACCUCCCAACUGCUAGACGCUUCAACCUUGAGUUAGAAGCAAUUGUUGAAUUAGAAUAACAUGUACUUAUGCACUCAAAAAUAAAUGUACAAUUAUAAAAGAAUGUUUACCAUAUUAGUGUUGCUAUUAUUCAAUUUCU
Molecule: messenger RNA, 1987 nt
Organism: Rosa rugosa (rugosa rose)
Lineage: Eukaryota; Viridiplantae; Streptophyta; Magnoliopsida; Rosales; Rosaceae
Product: rust resistance kinase Lr10-like
Exons: 3
Coding region: 105-1907 (600 amino acids)
Biological process (GO): protein phosphorylation
Molecular function (GO): ATP binding; protein kinase activity
Source: RefSeq, a predicted model, not a curated record